CACAGAAGUAAAACGGCAGUGCGCCACUACAGACGUGUUUAACGGUGCAGCGGUAGAUUUAAGUAGAAAUUUCUAUGCGCAGAAAAAGAAAAAAAGUGUUGUUUGUGUAAGUGAAGUGAAGAAUUGAAUUGGACGUGCGACACGGGACAUUUGUGGCUGCGCAUUGCACGACUCAAAGCAUUUUGAUUGUUGUUAACAAAUUAACGGUAAACUUGUGGUGGGCGCAUGCGCCAACACAAACAAAGUGGCUUGCGCAGGAGAAAUGCCUUAAACGCGCCAACGUGACGAAAAUGUUUUAAACUUGUGUAUAAAGUAAAUUCCAAUAUCACUUACCGUGCGUCACAACAAAAACAAUGCACAUAUGUGCAGUGAAAAUAAAUUGAAAGUAAAAAGUGCAAAGAAAGUGUGCAUAUUGCUAAGAAGCCAAUAGCGUGUAAGUGCGUGAGUGACGGUACAAGGCGCAGAACGUGUAUAUCUGUUUUUAAAACCCCCUAAAUCACGACAACAACAACAASAAGAAUUUGUGAUAAUUGUAGUAAAAUAUUUAGUCAUAAUCCCUGAACGCAAAAUAUUGAAAAUGGUGCUUGGUUUUGGUCUUGGCGCCGCUGCCGGUGCCAUAUUCAAGGCAAGCGCGGGCUCAAAAGCCGCCGUCACUGCCGGCGCCGCUGCAGUGGGCGCCUCCAAGUUGGGUAUAGCUAUUGCAGGCGCUAUCAAAAUUGCCACCACCAUUAUUGGUGUAAGUAAGCUGGCCAUCCUGCCGUUUUUGAUAGCCGCUAUUGCCUACUACAAUUACGAUCUUUUCGAUCCGGAAAAUCGUCCGUUCAAUGUGCCUCAGGUCUCAUUGGCCUAUGAUUUCAUCAUCGUGGGUGGCGGUUCGGCAGGUUGUGUGUUAGCUUCGCGGCUCUCUGAAGUGCCGCAUUGGCGCAUUCUGCUGCUCGAAGCGGGCGGUCAGGAAACAGAGAUCUCGGAUGUGCCGCUGCUGUCUUUGUACUUGCAUAAAAGCAAACUGGAUUGGAAAUAUCGCACCCAACCACAGAAUACAGCCUGUCAGGCGAUGAAGGAUCGCCGCUGCUGUUGGACACGUGGCAAAGUCAUUGGCGGCAGUUCCGUACUCAAUACUAUGCUAUAUAUACGUGGAAACCGGCGCGAUUUCGAUCAGUGGGCAUCGUUUGGCAAUCCCGGUUGGGGCUACGAAGAUAUACUGCCGUACUUCCGCAAAUCGGAAGAUCAACGUAAUCCUUACUUGGCGCGCAAUAAACGUUACCACGGCACAGGUGGUCUUUGGACCGUGCAAGACUCACCUUACAACACGCCAUUGGGACCUGCCUUUCUACAGGCCGGCGAGGAAAUGGGCUAUGAUAUUGUGGACGUGAAUGGUGAGCAGCAAACUGGUUUCGCUUUCUAUCAGUUCAACAUGCGACGCGGUUCGCGCGCCUCCACUUCUAAGAGUUUUCUACGCCCCGCGCGUUUGCGCAAGAACCUCGACGUGGCGAUGUUUGCCCACGUUACGAAGGUGCUGACGCACCCAGAAACCAAACGUGCCAUCGGCGUGCAGUUCAUACGCGAUGGAAGCCUACAGACAGUCUAUGCCACGCGCGAGGUCAUACUCUCGGCUGGCGCGAUAAGCUCACCACAUUUGAUGAUGCUGUCGGGUAUCGGACCAGCGGAUGAACUGCAACGCGUGGGCAUACCACUAGUGCAGCAUCUACCCGGUGUCGGUCAGAAUUUGCAGGAUCACAUAGCUGUCGGCGGCAUUGCAUUCCUUAUCGACUACCCCAUUUCCAUUGUGAUGAAGCGUAUGGUUAACAUUAAUACCGCCUUGCGUUACGCCAUCACCGAGGAUGGACCACUCACAUCUAGCGUUGGUUUGGAGGCAGUAGCUUUCAUUAAUACCAAAUAUGCCAAUGCUAGCGACGACUGGCCUGACAUGAGCUUUAUGAUGACCUCAGCAUCGGUCAUGUCGGAUGGCGGUUCGCAAGUAAAAACUGCGCAUGGUUUAUCAGACGAGUUCUACCAAGAGGUAUACAGCGAAGUGAACGACCGGGAUGUUUUUGGCAUCUUUCCCAUGAUGUUGCGCCCCAAAAGUCGUGGCUUUAUUAAACUCGCAUCCAAAAAUCCGCUUCGCUACCCUUUACUCUAUCACAACUACCUCACACAUCCGGACGAUGUGAAUGUGCUGCGCGAAGGUGUCAAAACAGCGAUAGCCAUGGGCGAAACCCAAGCUCUGAAACGUUUUGGCGCACGCUUCUGGAGCAAACCCUUGCCGAACUGCAAGCAUUUGCCACAGUUCACCGACGAAUAUUGGGACUGCGCCAUACGCCAAUACACCAUGACAAUCUACCACAUGUCAGGCACAGCUAAAAUGGGUCCACCCAGCGAUCCGUGGGCGGUGGUCGAUCCGCAAUUGCGCGUGUACGGUGUGCCGGGACUGCGUGUAAUUGAUGCCAGCAUUAUGCCCACCAUCACUAACGGUAACAUACAUGCGCCGGUGGUUAUGAUCGCCGAAAAGGGCGCAGAUAUGAUUAAGGAGCUGUGGCUUAGCAGCACGCAGUGGCGUACGAAGCGUGCGCGUUCAGAUUUGGAUCACAUUUGCAAUGUAACGGAGGUCGCGGGGAAUACGUUAAAGGACGGAUUAACGGGCUCCUAGCGGUUUAGCAAAGAGAGAAAAUAGCAUUUGACAUUAACAACUUUUAAGUCAUACAUAUCAAGUCUCUCAAAAUACCGCUCACCGUUAUAAGUUGCACUUCAAGCAAUUAGUUAAUAAGUGUUACUUUUUAAUUAAUUUUAAUUAAUUUAAUUUAUAUUUAUAAAGUAUAUCUGUAUUUUUAAAUUAAUUUUAGUAGACAUUCCUUUCAGCUUCAUCGCAGUGCUGCCAAGUCUUAAAUUAUAAUUUAUAUGUAUUAACUGUUAUGUAUAGAUUACGCCAGAGGACUACACAAAGAUUAUCUCAUAAGCCAUGUUUCGCAUUGUACAUAUCGAGUCACCGUUCCGUUAGUUUUAGGUAACUAUUAAAUUUUGAUUUAAUA
Molecule: messenger RNA, 3026 nt
Organism: Bactrocera latifrons
Lineage: Eukaryota; Metazoa; Arthropoda; Insecta; Diptera; Tephritidae
Product: glucose dehydrogenase [FAD, quinone]
Exons: 3
Coding region: 578-2647 (689 amino acids)
Molecular function (GO): oxidoreductase activity, acting on CH-OH group of donors; flavin adenine dinucleotide binding
Source: RefSeq, a predicted model, not a curated record